This is a messenger RNA of Perca flavescens (yellow perch), 2855 nucleotides long. RefSeq names its product ubiquitin-conjugating enzyme E2Kb (UBC1 homolog, yeast) (gene ube2kb). The transcript has 7 exons. The coding region runs from base 22 to 666 and encodes 214 amino acids. Lineage: Eukaryota; Metazoa; Chordata; Actinopteri; Perciformes; Percidae. Gene Ontology annotation, molecular function: protein binding. The record is from RefSeq and is a predicted model, not a curated record.
AGAGAGAGAGAGAGGCCCCGGAUGUGGCCUCAAGGCAGCAGCAGCAGUUCAGCAGACACAGCCAUGGCUAACAUCGCGGUCCAAAGGAUCAAGCGGGAGUUCAAAGAAGUUCUCAAAAGCGAAGAGACUAGUAAAAACCAGAUAAAAGUAGAUUUGGUGGAUGAGAACUUCACAGAGCUGAGGGGGGAGAUAGCAGGUCCUCCAGAUACACCAUAUGAAGGUGGCAGAUAUCAGCUUGAAAUAAAAAUCCCAGAAACCUAUCCUUUUAACCCGCCAAAGGUGCGUUUCAUUUCUAAGAUCUGGCACCCUAAUAUCAGUUCUGUGACAGGAGCAAUAUGUCUGGACAUUUUAAAAGACCAGUGGGCAGCUGCUAUGACCCUGCGGACGGUGUUGUUGUCUCUACAGGCUCUCCUCGCUGCAGCAGAACCAGAUGAUCCACAGGAUGCAGUAGUAGCAAACCAGUACAAGCAGAACCCAGAAAUGUUCAAACAGACGGCAAGGCUGUGGUCUCACGUCUAUGCAGGCGCUCCUAUCUCCAGUCCCGACUACACACGCAAAAUAGACAAACUCUGUGCCAUGGGCUUUGAUAAGAAUGCAGUAAUAGCGGCCUUGUCUUCAAAAUCCUGGGAUGUGGAAACGGCGACGGAGUUGCUCCUCAGCAACUAAACGCCAGGUGUGAGGAUCCCAAACUCCCUUCAUCAUAGCAUCAGCUCCUCCCUGGCAUCCAUUCCACCAUUGCCUUUUGUUACACAGAAAACCCCCCCACCUUCCCCCCAUUCGCCACAGCAGUCUGAGCCUUCUUUUAUAACAAGUUUGUUUGCUACAAACUCAACAACAGUAGCGCCGCAAUCGCCAAUAUGCACAACACCCUGUUGCCUGUCUGACCCCCAUCUGUCCAUUACGCUGUCUUUUCUUCCACUAAGUCAAACUGUGUAUCCUCGAAAUAAGCCACCAAAAGCUUUCAAUCAUUCAUCUUGUCUUCUAUGCUCUUUAUUCAUAUUGGCUCUGAAACCUUUUCUUUUUUGCAAAUUUCUGUUCCUAAUAUUGCAAAGAAUCAAAUAACUGCCAUUUCCUGGUAGAUUGUCCAGGGUGAAAUGUGAAGGAAAUCUGCAUACAGCUCUCAGUAAAUCACCAUUUACUCCCUGCUUAGACCUUAUGUCAGAUUAUUCUCUUUUAUGGACAUUUGAUAAUAUAAAGGUCUAGCUGGAUUAAAUGUACUCGACUGGAUAGUGUUCUGCAAUGAACAGUGUAAUGGAUUGUUCCUGAACAGUUUAUCAUAGACGCUUCAAUCACCUGCAGAGUUUUUCUCUCUCUGCAGAAUUAGAAAAGAUUACCCAAACAUCCUCAAAGAAGAAAAAAACGUUAUCUGUAAAUAGAUGUGUGUAAAUUUGAAAAUACAAUGGGAUUACACUUUUUUUUUUUUUUUUUCUUCUUACAUGGCAUUUUAAAACAAAUUAUUUUAAAUAUAAACUAUGCCUAGUUUACAAUUAUAUGGAGAUAUGUUUUUUAAUGCUUCUGUGAUCCAUGAGAAAUCCCUGUUUUUUUUUUUCUUUUUAAGAUUGUUGUUUAGGGAUGAUACAGCCACAAUCCUGGCCCUAAUGGGACAGGAGGUGACAGCCAGCUCAGGCCCUUACAUCCAACCUUUUCUCGUCCUUGCAUGUUCUAUGCUGCCUUUUUAUUUGGCCAAAUUAUGUGGUGAUGGGGGGGGGGGGGUGUUUGGUUCAACCUCCCUUCAGACUUGUGGAACUCGCGAGAGUCUUUCUAGUUUGUGGAAAGAGAAAGAUAUCUGUAGUGAACCAAAGCCUUUUCUGUUGAGCAUGUUGCUGGGAAAUAUUCUCUUCUGCUCUGAACAGAUCCACCUGGCACCAACAGGGGACACACCUCAAGAAGAAAUGAGUGAUUCGGAAUGUCAUUAAGGAUUUUGAGUUCAAAGUGCUGUUUUUAUUUAUUUAUUUUUUUCUAAACUGAUUUCAGAGCAAUCAUUCUCAACCAUAGGCACGUUGCAUUCAACCACUGGUUAAGGGAUCUGCUCACCCUUUCAGUCCUGAUGUUGAUCAUUAAGAGGGGGAGCUUUAUCAGAAUCCCUGAUCCAAUCCAGCAGUACGCAAUCAAAACUUUGGCCAUAUAUAGAGGGGUAUAGGUGACUUCCUAUAUUACCAAACAUGCUUUACUAAACAGCCAAAUAAAAUACUCAUUGAGGUUGUCUAUGAACAAUGUCUAAUGAUUAGUAAGAGGCUGGAACUCCUCUGAAGCAGAUAGCAGGCCUGCACAGUGUUUUGAUUUGAGGUACACAGACUGUAAAGAAAUGCUUCAUAUAUGGAGAAGUGGGGUGUUGAUGAAUCCUUACACAUGGCCUUUAAAAUAAAAAAUAAAAAUCUUCCUUUUGCUUGUCCUCCAGCCUGACUCACAUCAAGAUGUUGGCUGCAAAUUACAUUUGCUGCCACUAGGGUGCGUCUAGAUUACUAGGCUAGCAUAUUGCAGUAUUACAGUUAUCGUGCACAUUGUCCACAGAUGGUGAAGUUUAACAGCCAGAGCCCCAAAAAGAAAAGUUCAUAGUCAAAAGUAGAAGGCACACGCCAUCUCCUUCACUUGUAAAUAGUCCAGUUCUUGAUAAAGAGCCUUCUCAUUUUCACUGGAGUGCACCAUUGAUGGCUGGAUCUAUAUUUUGUAAGAAAAAUGAAAAGUGGCCCCCCUCCUCCCCAGUGUUCUCACUAUGUACAAUAUUGCACGAUGACGAAGCAUAGAAUAAGGGGCUGUUGCAUCUCAGUUUUUCCAUUUGGAUUGAGACUUAUUUUCCUCUUUUGUUUCCUUGGAAGCGAGCAUCAGCAGUAUUAAAGCAUGGUUAUUUAUUGUGA